AUGCAUUCCCUCGUGCUGCUCGGCCUCUCCCUCGCCGCCUUUAUCCCGACUGUGCGAUCGGAGAGUUCUUUCUCCCAGCCUCCCGGCCCCGGCCCCGCAGGAAAUUACCGCGACAAUCCAACUUACGAGGUCGGAGAGAAAAUUGACAUCCAAUGGAGUUCGGACCUCGAAACCAUGGACCUUCUCCUGUGGCAGGAGUAUCCCGGCGCAGGAGACUCGUCGUCCUUCUUUGAUAGACUUCUAGUGGACACAAGAUCAACAAGCCUGAUAUGGACGGUGAGCUUCAAUGGCUUCUCGACGGACGUUGCGGACGGCGAAAGCGCCAUAUUCUACCUGGCCCUGUACGAGGGCGGAACCAAUACGAUCGAUAUCACUUGCCACUACUUCAAUGUCACCGUACCUACCGCAGAAACGACGACGGCAUCGACUGCAACGACUGUAUCGACGAACGUGAGCACUGGGAAACCGACCCCAGAAUCUGAAACGACAACAACAGAAUCAUCGACAAAAACCUCAACAUCGAACUCAGAAUCAACUUCCGAUUCAAAUUCUGACUCAGGACUGUCAACCGGAGCUGUUGCUGGCAUCGCCGUCGGCGCUACCCUGGGCGGAGUUCUGGCGCUUGGUGGUUUGGGAUUCCUGAUCUGGAAGUACUUCAUCCGAAAACGAGAUCCCAGUGGUCAAUACACACAGGGCCAGCAAGUUCCACCUGAGGACAACAAGCCUGAGUUGGCGGGCGCAGAUUGGAUCCAUCCUCCACAAGGUGAGCCCCGUACACAAGGUCCUGGUGGAUUAUACGAGGCGCCUUGA
This is a messenger RNA of Ilyonectria robusta, 810 nucleotides long. RefSeq lists its product as uncharacterized. NCBI's taxonomy places the organism in Eukaryota, Fungi, Ascomycota, Sordariomycetes, Hypocreales, Nectriaceae. Bases 1 to 810 code for a protein of 269 amino acids. The transcript is spliced from 2 exons. The record is from RefSeq and is a predicted model, not a curated record.